Spirodela intermedia is the source of this 2288-nucleotide messenger RNA. NCBI's taxonomy places the organism in Eukaryota, Viridiplantae, Streptophyta, Magnoliopsida, Alismatales, Araceae. The record is from the annotation of a GenBank genome assembly.
AUGGAGGACUGGGGUAAUUAUCUUCUUUCUUUAUUUUGAAGUGACUUUUCCUUCAUUUUUUGAAUAUUUUUUGUCUAACUAAUUUAACGCAAUAGAAUAUCUUAAAGCCUUUUAUCUACUGGCUGACAAAUAUUUGAAUGUGGACUUUUUGAGGUGUCGUAAAUUGUCUAUGAUGUUAAUCUGAAGCUAGUAGUGACGAAGUAAUAAUAAAUCUGUGCUUAACCUGAUAUAUAUGUAUAUCAGAACUAAGCAUUAUCUUUGUUCAAUAACGGUAAAUAGUCAUUUAUAACAUGAAUUAUCAAUAUUUGAGUAAUCACAAUAUACCUAAGAACAUCAGAGCAGAAAGGAAUUCCCUAUUUGUCAGAAACAGAAUUUCGAUGUUGCAAAUUGGUAGAGACAGUAACGUAGUUUCUUUUGGAAAGUGUCAGAGAAACUAUGAGCCAGAUGUAUACUGAGGAACAAUACAUAGUCUCUCUAUAUCUCUUAUGGUUUCGUCCACUCCUAGUAUGAUCCCAUGCUUGGGAAUUUAACUUGUAUUCCGAAGCCGAUUAAUGCUUUUAACAAAUGCACUUAGAGUUGAAUUGUUAGAGACCUUUUUUCAUUUUUGUCCGUAGUUUAUUUUAACCAUAAUAAUGUAAAAAUCAUUUUCACAGAAUCUGAGGAGUUUGAUCCAGUAGCUCCUAUUUUAAAGAAAGAAGAACCAAAAGGUAAAUGGGAUGAUGAGGAUGCAGAAGAAGAAGAUGUCAAAGAAUCCUGGGAGGAUGAAGAUUCUGCUGAGGUGACCAUUAUCCAUGCCAUUUCCAUUUUUGAUUUCCUAAAUACUAAAUUAUUUUUCAUUUGUGCUUAUGCUGUUUGAGUAAAAGGAAUAACAGUGGGUGUGUGAGAGCUGGUGGAGCCUGCAUUGUUGUUGUUUGAUAUAUUUAUCAGUUACUAAAACCUUAUUAAAUUCUGGAUGAGUUAUCUAAUUCUACAGAUGUGGAAAAUGGAUUAAUCAAUGCCAAACUUACAACUUUGCAUAGUGGCAAGCAUGAGGGGGAAUCUCUCACAAUGGCUCGGCGGAAAAUCUAAUAAAACGCAUGCCUAAGCAAUGUUUCUUCUGCAUUUAUUAGUAGGCAGUUUUACCAGUGAUGCUCCAAGAUCCUUACGUUAUUGAGUUCUCUAUUGGGCAAUGACAAGUUUGUGUGGCUCUUCGAUUCUGUGGAGCUCUUUGAUGUUGAUGGAAUAGUUGGUUUACAUGUAGCGAUCCGCAGCACAACCUGCUGUUGAAAAGCCUGCUACGAAACCCAGUGCCAAAGCUGGUGGAAAGAAGACAAAGUCCGCCGAAGGUAAACCAAGUAUAGAAAAGGAAACUGUGGUAGGUGACGAGGUGCUUGCAGAUCCAGUAGCAGAGAAAUUGCGGCAGCAAAGGUGAGGACAGGAUCUUCAAGAUACCGCGGUAAAUUCUUCAAAAUUUUCAAUUAAAUGCCAUUGAUUCUCGUCACAGGCUUGUGGAAGAAGCUGAUUACAAGUCCACCACAGAGCUAUUUGGGAAAAGAGGGGACGAAAAAACCCUGGAAAAUUUUAUACCGAAAUCGGAGGGUGAUUUCUUGGAGUAUGCACAGCUCAUUUCCCAUAAGCUCCGCCCAUAUGAUGUAUGCUCAUCUUCUUCGUCUCAGUGCCUGCUACUUCUUUGGGCAAGAAACGUAUCCGGGACCUUACCUGCUUUCUCUGCUCUCCUUGACACAUCAGAAAAGCUUCCAUUACACGGGUCUGCUCAAGACAGUCAUGAGACUGUCGAUGACCAACAUGAAGGCAGCUGAUGCUAAAGAGGUAGCCUCAUCUAUCACCGCCAUUGCAAACGAGAAGCUCAAGGCAGAGAAGGAAGCUGCUGCAGGCAAGAAGAAACAAGGUAUGAGCUGGGGCCUGCGUGCUAUAAUUAUGAAUCUUAUUUAUUUUUUUCCUCGUAGUAUCCAUAUUGUGAGCUUUUCAUGGACUUUACUUCCUUCAGGAUUUGAUGCUUCAUGCAUUCAUAAUAAUGUUUCUUAAAAUAGUAAUGCCAAUGAGCCCAGUAGACCCAUCUCACUGAAAGAUUCCCUUUGUUUCUAUCUCUAACUUGGUGUUGGGAGUCGUGGGCUUGUGAGAGGGCAUGCUAGAAUAUUCCACUGUCGAUUGAUCUUGUGAUUAUGAAAUCCUCCUCCUGGCUGGUCCACACAGGUGCGAAGAAGAAACAGCUCCACGUCGACAAGGCUGAUGAUGAUGUGGCAGUUGGUGGGGCCUACGAAGCUCUCGAUGAUUAUGAUUUCAUGUGA